Molecule: messenger RNA, 2077 nt
Organism: Cannabis sativa
Lineage: Eukaryota; Viridiplantae; Streptophyta; Magnoliopsida; Rosales; Cannabaceae
Product: DDT domain-containing protein DDR4
Exons: 11
Coding region: 206-1672 (488 amino acids)
Biological process (GO): regulation of DNA-templated transcription
Cellular component (GO): RSF complex
Source: RefSeq, a predicted model, not a curated record
GAGUGACAAAUUUUUGAGGCGGUCCUCGAAGUUAACCCUAGCCAAAUAGUCUUAAAACUCUUCACUGUCUCAGGUAAAAAUCAUUUAGGCGGGAAAACCCCUAAAUAAAACCAAAAAACUAAAAACUUCAUCUUUCUACUCCCAACUUCUCCGACCCGACUUUUACGGUUUUUUUCUUAACAGUUCACGCGAGAGCGAGCGAGCCAUGGCUAUCUGUGGUCAGGUACGGGUCGACGAACGGCUGGCCAGUGAUCCAACUGGAGCAGGAGACGACCGACCGGUGAAGAAAGAGAACGCGGUCGUGUUUGAUGACGAAGAAAAACGCGAAAAGUGUGUUCCCAAACCUGAGGUUGCGGAGCUGCGUGGACGAUGGGAGUUUGCUUCCGUUCUCAACUUCUUAACCGUUUUUGAGCCAGUAAUCGGUAAGGAAUCGCAGAUAUCGGCGGAAGAGAUUGAGGCGGGUUUGAUAAACCCUGAUAGUUCGCUUAUUAAGCUCCAUAUUACACUUUUGAAGGGUAUACCGCCUGUGAGUAAAGCAUUGGAUGGUUCUGAUGCUUGGGUGACUGUGCUUUGUAAGAAGCUUUCUCCGUGGUGGCCGUGGGUUGCUGAAGGGGAUAUGCCAAUUGUGGUAGCUAAAGGAGAGGAGAUCCCCAGAUACAAAGAACUCAAUCCUGUUAAGCGUUUACUGAUGUUGAAAGCGCUUUGUGAAAUACGGGCUGAUCAAGAUGAUGCAGUGGCUUAUCUUAAUGAUGCUCUGAAACAAGGGACCCAAAUUUCUUCUUUCCGUAAAGAUAAGAUAGGAGUAAAUGGGAAUAGCACUUCCUUUUGGUAUGAUGGGAAUAAAAUUGUUGGAUACAGAUUAUACAGAGAAGUAACUACAUUUGAAACAAAGAAAAAAUCUAUUGGAAGAGAGUCUUCGCUCCCAACCUGUAAAGAGUGGGAAACGCUGGCAACCAAUCUAGAGGAAUUUCGCAAAGUGGCAGAUGAAUUCUCAUCGAGCAAAGUUGUAGCAUUGGCUUCUGUUGGUAGGACUCUCAACACUGAUGCUAUUCCUGUUCUUGAGAAAAUUCAGAAGAAUAAAGAACAGGCGAUAAGAAGGAAACAAAGGAAAAAUAUGCUUUUGAAUGAUCAAAGAAGUUUCCAUGCUAAUACUGGUGCCCGUGCUAGAGUUACUCGCUCAUGUCGCACCCUUAGGCCUGUCAAUUACACAUUUGAUGACUAUGAUCAAAUGAUGAAGGAAGCUAUACAACAAACGAUAAAGAGGACAAGUCCCAAAGAACAAAGGAAAGAAAGAGAGGGUAGCGAGACAAACCCAAAUGACCCUUCCCCUAAAAGGGUCUGCUCCAAGGAUGAUAGUGCUCAAGAUUCUGAUGUGGAUAUUGUUAUGCUUGAGGAUGGUGGUAGUGAUGACAAUUAUAGUGGCAAAGAGGAUGUUGAUGUUGAUGAUGAUGAUAGUGGCUCUAGAGACUCAGCCACUUCUGAAGAAGGCGCGAAGGAGAACCAUCCUGCCAAGAAUUUUGGUUCCCGUCGGAGUACUAGAAUAGCUGGAGACACUGCCCAUCCCUCAAUGGAAAACAGAAACUUUGGAAUGAAGAACAUAUUAAGACAAAGGCCGACCCGUAACUCAUCUAUGGACGCUAUUGUUAUACCAGAUUCAGAUGAUGAAAGCUGAGCUAGACAAUUCAGUACAUGGAAACUUGAUACUUCUUUUCCUAGUAAUAUGUAGAAAGAAGACUGCUGAAGUUAAACUCCAAAUCUUUUGCUAUUUUUUGAGCAAGUUUUGAAACACGUGUGUUGUGAAGUUGGCAACAUGCAACAUGGGCACUUCACAGUGUAAAUUUUGAAAUCGUAUUUUGGCAUUUAAAAAAAAAAUCGAAAGUUGGUGUUUUGAAAAUGUAACUGAUGGGUGGGUCAAAUUACAUUGGUGAUCGAUGAUGUAUGUAAUAGGUAUUUAAAAGCUUGGCUAGGCCCUUUAUUGAUACGUUAUAAUACAUAUAUAACCUUAAACAAUAGCAACACAAAUUCCUUUAUGUCAUCCUACAAUUUUAAUAUGUAUUCAUGAGAAUCAUUCAUGACU